This is a messenger RNA of Rattus norvegicus (Norway rat), 15272 nucleotides long. The record is from RefSeq and is a predicted model, not a curated record. Lineage: Eukaryota; Metazoa; Chordata; Mammalia; Rodentia; Muridae.
AGCAUUAAAACAAUCCAGAUCUUUAUUUUCUUUCAAAAAAAAACCGAGGAAAAGUGACAUUCAGCUUCACAAACAACAGGAUAGCCCAACGCGUAGGAGGGGCAUGCACACCACUUCGGAUGCUUGCCCUGGCAUCUCUCAGUUGUGUUAUCAUUCAGCUUGCUGGACCUUUGCCUGUGCCAGGCUCGAGAGCGUUGGGAACACGAGGGAGCCACCAGGGGGCAGCACACGGCAAGAAAUCUUGUAUGUCGACCGCAGCCCACCGCCAAACUUCCCUGCUGCUCUGGGUCCUCGUACGUACUUCCGUCGCUCUGACGCUCCCAGAAACCCGGGCAUCGGGAAGGAGCGCAAAUUCCCCCUCUUUUGAGCCUCAGGAAGAAAAUCUGGAGCUGGGUUCACCAGAGCACACUAGAGCGGCCGCUGGAGUCUUUCACCGCGCCGCCAGGGGCGCGGCGCUGGCCCAGAGUGUGCUGGCGCGUGGGCGUCGUCGUCAGUCACACAUCGGUGAUUCUGGAGAGGGCAGUCGGCCUCCCGAAGGAGUAGUCGCGGCCCCAGCAGCCCCCCACCCCGUGGUCUCCAGCGCCUUCCCCUCUCGCCUCAAGGGACAUCCCCGCACCUAUACCCACAGCUGUCACCUGUGCGUGCUGGGAGGCGAGGGGACACAAGCAAGUGUGCUCCCCAGAGUCGUCCAGAAGGAUGCCUGGGUGUCGGAUGCGUCCUCAGGCUGCUCUCCAGCGCUGGCUAAGAAAGCAGUCGGGAUGAUGCUCGCAAACUUUCCUUCGCCGAGGCGUUGAGAAGAAACGUCCCUUCCUAAAGCUCGCGGAGAACCCAGAGUCUGGCGUCCAGAGGAGCCAAGCCUGCGCAGGGGAAGUUCUCUCGAGCCCCGGAGGUGGCCCAAAGGGAGAAGCUUCAAGGCAGGAGAGGUGUCUGCUUCCCAGCACCCCCGCAGUGACUCUGACCUCCGCACGCCCCCUGCACACGUGCCGGCGGCCCAGGGACCAGGUCCAGCUGGGCUAGUUGAGGAAGGCGGCGGCGCUCUGGCAGCCCGAGGGCGCAUGGAGGCGCCGAGGGGGGCGGUGCGGCUCGCCUGCGGCGCGGGGGAGCGCGCACGCCGCGCCCCGGUCUCCCCCGGGACCCGGCUGGCCUCUCCCUGCACUUCCCGCUGCUGGGCUCCGGGGCGCGGGCGGCGCGGCGGCACAGGUGUAGCCCGCAGCGGCGGGGCGCGCGCGUAGGAGGACUGAUUUUACUCGGCUGGCUGGAGUUGCCUCGGGGUUCCGGAACUAAGGCGCCCGCCUUGCAAGCAGGCUCGGCGAGUCACUUUGCAAACCCUGGAGGCCAGCGCCUCGGACCGAACCCUGUGGGCUGGGCGCAAAUGCUCGCUUUCCUAGGCGGGCCGGGCUCUGGCUGCUGGACUUAGGCGGCUCGCUGGGCCCGCGCCGGCGCCUCCCCCAUGCUGCUUGGAGCGUCCUGGCUGUGCGCGUCCAAGGCGGCAGCCACCGCAGCUCCGGGCGAGGGCGACGACAGGCAGGGUGAGCAGCAGAGAGGGGACCAGGCGAGGACUGAAGAGGAUAUGGACGAGUCAUCGCUGCUGGAUUUGUUGGAAUGCUCUGUGUGCCUGGAGCGCCUGGACACCACUGCCAAGGUGUUGCCAUGCCAGCACACCUUCUGCCGACGCUGUCUGGAGAGCAUCGUGUGCUCGCGCCACGAGCUACGCUGUCCCGAGUGCCGCAUCCUGGUGGGCUGCGGGGUGGACGAGCUGCCGGCCAACAUACUGCUAGUGCGCCUGCUGGAUGGCAUCCGCCAGAGGCCCCGCACAGGCGCCAGCCCUGGGAGCAGCCCUCCUGCGCGCCCGGGGCCGGGUACGUUCCCAGCGUUGGCAGGCGGUGCUGGAGGGGCGACAGGCAGUCCCCCGCGUUCUCCCGUCUUUCUCUCAGCGGCAGCAGGCAGCUCUACCUCCUCCAGUUUGUGCGACGCGGCGACUAAUAGGAGCGUGCCUGUGGCUAAGAACCUAUCCCAGCUUCCCUACGCCAAGGCCCUCUACAGCUAUGAGGGAAAAGAACCCGGUGACCUCAAGUUCAACAAAGGGGACAUCAUCAUUCUGAGACGCAAGGUUGAUGAGAACUGGUACCAUGGGGAGCUUCAGGGCACACAUGGCUUCCUCCCAGCCAGCUACAUCCAGUGCAUGAGGCCCUUGCCGCAGACUCUGCCCCAAGGCAAAGCACUUUACGAUUUUGAGAUGAAAGACAGAGACCAAGACAAAGAUUGUCUGACCUUCACUAAGGAUGAAGUUUUAACUGUGAUCCGGAGAGUGGAUGAUAAUUGGGCCGAAGGCAUGCUGGGAGACAAGAUUGGCAUCUUCCCUCUCCUGUACGUGGAGCUCAACGACUCCGCCAAACAACUCAUUGAGAUGGACAAGCUGUGCCCAGCUGCCACCACUGCAUACAACUAUGAUGCCCUCUUGUCCUCUGACCCCAGCACAGUCGCCAAUGUGGCCCCAGGUCCCACCCUAAGUAGCUCAGGGGCAGUCAGUGCCUUUCAACGACGUGUGGACAGCAAGAAGAAUGCCAAGAAGCGCCACUCCUUCACUGCGCUCAGUGUGACUCACAAAUCCUCACAGGCCUCCAGUCACAGGCACUCCAUGGAAAUUAGUGCCCCGGUGCUGAUCAGCUCCAGCGACCCACGUGCUGCAGCUAGGAUUGGGGAGCUUGCCCAUCUGUCCUGCGCUGUACCCACCCAGGACUCCUCUUCAGCUGGACCUGUCCCCACAGCCAUCCCUCGAGCUGCCGCAGUGGCUGGAGAACAGGGCAUGUCUCCCAAAGUCCAGCUGCCCCUCAACAUGUACCUGGCUCUCUAUGCAUACAAGCCCCAGAAGAAUGAUGAGCUGGAGCUUCGCAAGGGUGAGAUGUACCGUGUACUCGAGAAGUGCCAGGAUGGCUGGUUCAAGGGGGCGUCAUUGAAAACCGGGAUCUCGGGGGUGUUCCCCGGCAACUAUGUGACACCUGUCUCCAGGGUUCCUGGAGGAGCUGGGUCACCCUGGAAUAAUGUGCUUGGAGGGUCUCCAUUGGCCAAGGGAAUGGCCACCAUUAUGCACCCUGGAGGUGGAAGUCUGAGCAGCCCAGCCACUGCCACCAGGUCUGCUCUGCCUCUCACCACACUGCAGGACCAUAUGCAGCACCCAGCCACCUCCCUACCAACAGGCAGCUGCCUUCGACACACAGCUCAACCAGCAGCCAGCCAAGCUGGGGGCACCACCAUCCCAACAGCAUGGGCUCUGCCUUCUGGUGCCUGUACUGGCAGCUGAAGAGGCGUGGAGGGUUUACAGACCCACGCACAUUGUCUGCAAGAAGGUGCCGUGGAGAGCAAGGUUGGGAAAGGGUCUCCCAGUACCUUUCCUAGAGACACUGCUGUAACCUGCCCAUGGAUGUCUUCACUGCCAGGCACGUUAAGGUCUCCUGGAAGACAGUGUCUUCCAGGGGAAGUCGGAUGAGGAGAACCAACCAGAGACGCUCUUUUUGAAAGCAUAUUGAGAGUAGCAAGCGUGAUGACCAGCCAGUCUGCUUGUAGGUAGCAUGAGAUGGAAAGAAACCAUGGGUAGACAGAAGAUAAUGACUCUGCCUGGAAGCUUAGCACAGAGCAGGUAAGAAUUACUUAAAUGGCAAGACCCUCUCAGGAGUCCACAUCAACAUGGCUCCGCAGAGCCACUGACAUUACCACUGCCCAGUGACAAUAACCCAAAGUAAGAAGGUAUAACCCAGCGUUUCUCUUCCCUCCUUUCCCUACUAUCCAAGAAACUGUAUCUUUUCCUCAAAGUGCAGAUGAGGGAGGAAACAUGAAUUCUUUGGAGCAAAGAUACAGCAUUUGUAUAGGAGUUAGCCAGACCAUGGCCCAGUCGAGGGCCUCCAGAAAGCAGCUUCCUGCAUGUAAGACUCUCUGUGUAUGUGUUCCCCAGUCAUGAUCAAUGGGCCUCUGUGUAUGCUGGAGGAAGGGUUUGUUAAAAUCACAUCCAUUCACCCACCCAUCGGAUCUGAAACUCAGAAAGAUAUUCUGCCCUCACACUCAUAUGAUAAAUGGAAGCUUACACGAGGUGAGAAGAGUGGGCAGACCCUUGUAGUCAGAAUUUGAUGUGGAUCGUUUUGAGAGCAUGGCAUUGACACCUACUCAACAGACAGGAUGCCAUUCCCACUCUUGGGUCCUCACUCACUGACUCACUGACUCACUGACUCACUGACUCACUGACUCACUGACUGACAAACUCCCUCAGGAAAUCGAUGCCAUCUUGGAGGGAGGUCUGAGUACUGGGGAAGGCAAGGUCAAGGUCAGACAUAUGGGAGAAAGUAGGGGCGGGGACAGUCCUGAGAAUGAGCUAAUGCCAGGAUGAACAGCCAAGUAACUCAAACAGUGGAGGAAGAAAGGGCACGCUUGAGGCGAAAGAAAGGAGGGGAGUGAACAAGGAAGGUGUGGGAGAGAGCAACUUCAGGCAGCUGCCUGUGUAAACCUUUUUCUUCCCUUCCAUGUGGUUGCAGAUGCCCAUGGUCAACAAGCAGGACAAUCUUAGUGUAACGAGAAGAGUAGGGAGAUGGGUAAAGAACGACAUCCACAUAACACAGUGUAGUGACUGUAAUAACUGUUGUAUUUCAUUACUAGUUGCUACUGUUGGUCCCACAGUAUGCACAGUAUGCCUACUUUGUAAGUCGAAAGGUGUUAUAAGCAUAUAUAUAUAUAUAUAUAUAUAUAUAUAUAUAUAUAUAUACAUAUAUAUAUAUGUUAUAUAUUCUGUUUUUCAUAUAUCUGAAAAACAGAAUAUAUGGAGUUUCGUACUAGUUGUGUGAUUUGAGGUAAACAGAGGCAGUCUUUGGAGAGCCCCUUCUAAUAGAAGACAACUGCAUCUCUGUCCAAGCAGAGCACACAACAGCCUGGUUGAAGGCAGGUGCUUGAGUGGCAGUUAGACCUACACUUGAAUGCUGAGGCUGUCAACAUCACUAGAACCUCAGCUUCUCCUUCUGUAAAAUGGGAAGAUCGGUUGUGUUCACUGCCUUGGAUGAUCCUGUGUGGAUGCUAGUAGUGUACCCAACACCUAGCUAUUCUGUAGAGGUCAGGAGUGUCUAACAAUUAGGAAGGAAGAAGACAACAGUGAUCGUUAUGUAGGUUCUAAGGAGUGUGGAGUCUUAGGGCUGUGCAGGGGCAUACCUCUGUACUCUGAAGCACUUUAAAGCAGUGGUGUAGCAUCUUACCAGAGACCACCAUGACACAAGGAAAAGACCUGCUAUACAGCCUGCACCUAAAACACGAACCAGCCAAAGAGGGCGAGCAGCCUGGCAGGGUCUGAUCCGGCCGCCUGGGCAGAGGACAGUGAGCAACUUGUAAGGCACAGUAGUUCUGUCUAAGAUAGGAACUCCAAGAUGGACUCAAGAAUCUAGAGGAACCAAGUCCAGAGUCCAGGUUCUGAAGCAGGUUGCCUUGGGAGAAUGAGGGUGCCAUGCCCAGCCCAGAAGAAGUGGCUUAUGGAGAGACGGCACAGGUGUGGAGGCUGAGGCUCUGAGACAGGCAGUGAGUAUGUGAGCCCUGGGUGUGCAAGCAUUGAGUAUGUGAGCCCCGGGUGUGUAGGCGGUGAGUAUGUGAGCCCUGGGUGUGCAGGCAGUGAGUAUGUGAGCCCUGGGUGUGCAGGCGGUGAGUAUGUGAGCCCCGGGUGUGCAGGCAGUGAGUAUGUGAGCACCGGGUGUGCAGGCAGUGAGUAUGUGAGCACCGGGUGUGCAAGCAUUGAGUAUGUGAGCCCCGGGUGUGCAGGCGGUGAGUAUGUGAGCCCUGGGUGUGCUCGCUAUCUUGGAACAAUAUUCUGUUGUGAGAGUGAUAGCCUAUAUGAAGAAUAUCUCCAUCUCUCCCUCCCUCCCUUCAUCUCCUCCUAUGGCUUUUUGUCUCACAAACGUACCCCACACUGGCAGAAGGUGGUUUCACUGGCCCAGGCUUCUCUGUUAGGAUACAAGAUGCACUUAGGCUAGGUCUGGAAAUACAUGUUCCUGUACAUGCUUCCCCUGGAAAGGGACUGCACAGGGAGCCAUGUAUAUCACUUUGAGAGUGAAAGAAAUGGUUAGAACAUUCAGCUUUUCAGGUACAAUAGGAAAGAAGUCUUGUUCGCCAUCAGAGGAGCCUGCCAUCAGUGGCUUCAGGGCAGACUCUGGUGCCCAAUGUCUAGCACCGUCAGUGAGCACAGGGUAGAUUCAGACAGCUGCUGUCUGACAUUAUCGAUGAGAGUCCAGAGUGAAGUUCUUGGGGGAUUUUAUAAUAGUAGCCAUGUCUCGAAGAAACAGAACUGGCACCAAGCAAUGUUUUUCUAUGUACUGCCCUGUCAGUGAGCCCCAAGUCCAACUCUAGUGAGCCAGAUGCCCCUUAAACUGCCCACCAGUCUUAUGUGAGUAUUUGGUUUUUUUGCUUAUAUUAGCGAAAAUCCAAGCCUAUUCUAUGCCUGUUGCAACCUGGACACAACCUGCACAGCUGUCCUGGACCCCUCAUCCCCAUCUCCCACCCUCCAACCAGCCACACUCACACUACUGUUAGGUGCUGUGCUGUGUCCCUUGGUACCCUCAAGUUAGAGAUGCAGCUUUUGUGUCUGGCUAAGCAUUUCCAGCUGAGUUUCCAGGCCGGUCAGCAGCUUUCCAAGAUGUUGAACUGGAAAAUGCUGAACAAGUGGAUACUCCCAUCCUUUUGCUUACAAACAUCCCCUCAUUCGCUCAGCCCAGCCAGCAUGCCAUACAAGUCCGUCUAAGCUGAGCAGCCCUGUUGGCACAGCAGUCUCGGGUUAACUGCCACACAAUAGCCUUUCCACACCAAGACUCACUGAUGCUUUCCCAGUUCAAACAGAAAGUGAAGCCCUGCCAGUCAUUACUCCUGUGCCCGAUGACAAGCAGUAUCAAAAGAAAUGGGUUUGGCUCCGGGCAGCGCAACACUGUGCACUGUCCGUCACCAUGGCAACUACGGCGUUGUGACAAGCAUUCCCUUCUGCCGGCUUAAUUUUACAUGUGAGGAGUGUGAGAUGUGGGAUGGCUAAGUGGCUGCCCCAGUGCUGUGACCGAAUGCUUGUCCCUGUGCCAUUGUGCUGUUGUCACGACCAGGUUAAAGAAUAGCUCCUACCAAUGGCCCAUCAGUACAUUAAAUGCCACUGGGUUCCCACAGCAUUUUCCACUUUUAUUCUGCAUUUAGAGAGAAAAACACCAUUGACAGUACAAGUAAUGGAUUGUUCACUGCUGUAAUUGCCCAUUUCAGUAGCUCUUAGCCCUGCGUUGGGGCUGCGGGGGGACGUUCCAGCAGUGUUCUCAUCUUAGCCCAAGGCAGGCAGUUUGACAAAGGCACAAUUGCAUUGGCCAUAGCGUCCAAUAUGAUUAAUUUUACUUAAUGUACCUCCCUCUUGCAAAAGCACAGCACCCCCUGCACAGUGCUCAUGUCCUUUGUGUACUCAGGGUAGCACUUUGCCAGGGUGAGAGUCCCAUGCGGACAUCUGUUCAUCCAAAACAGAUCACAGAAAGCAAACAGACACCAUCAUCACCAGGGAAAGAACUAAGUGCAGACACAGGGCACCUGAGGCAGUUAAGGAGGAAAACAGGCUCCAGCAGUAGUUUGAAACUGCAUGCUAGAGGCAUAGGUGGGCUGGUAAGGAAACAUGAAGAGAGACGUUUAAUUCAUUCAAAUCCAGAGGGCAGGAGCCAGGGUAGGAAAGGGGCAAGAAACGUUUCCAAGAGGUCACCAUCCCUUUCCAAGGCAGGUUGGUGUAGUGUAGGCAGGCAGGGUAGGAAGAGUGUUCAGAAGGAGGACCAGCCUGGGCAAUGCAUGGCCCUGAAAACAGCACCCCCGACCCCCGUGCUCCCAUAGGGUAACAUCAUGGAGUUUGUCGUGAGUCUGAGAUGUGGGAGGAGCAGCCCAGUAUGGAUGGAUUAGUGGAAUUCAGCAUGCACUCGGGAGCAGGCUGUCUAGACAGAAGGCAUGUAAAGAGCUAUGAGGCAGGCAUUUGGGAAGUGAGAGGGGUUCGUGCAGGAGAACCAAGACAGGCUGUAGUGGAAGAAAGGCAAGCAGGCACACACCACGAGGAUUCUCUCAGGUGUGACAGAGAGGGUUUUAUCUGGGGUGGGGGGACAGGGAGAGUUUUAAAAAGCAGAUGCAGAUUGGAAAGAGAAUGGAUUUACCCUCCUACUCAAAGCUACUAAAACCUCAGCUAUAUAUGGCACAGCUUCUGAGACACUAGACUUAGAUAACCAAGGAUGGUUGGUUGUCUAAGGAAGACUUGAGGACAGUCCAACAAAGCCUCAUGGGGGCCCAUGAUGGGCCCAGUGGCUGGAGCUACAGAUUGGAGGUCCAGAGAGGAAAGCUGCUCGGAGACAGCUCCGGGUGCUCCUGAAGUAAUCAGCAUGUGUGUGUGAACACAUUGCCCAGUGCCAAGACAAGAAGGGGAGAGAGGAUCGGCACUGACAGAGCCCACAAUAUGCACAUGCCAGAAAUGGUGCCCACUUUCCCAGUCACACCGGGGAAGAAUAGUGUUCCACACAUUCGUGAGACCAAUGAAUUUGGCCUCUAUGGGAAUGGACCAUGGCUCCAGUUCUAAUAUAUAGGAAAGGCAAAGAGCAAAAGGCUCAGACUACUUCCAAUUCACUUAAACUAAACACAAGACAAAACUCAAGGAUAUUCAUUGCUAUAGAGAAAUACCUAACCCUUUAAAACCAUGGAAACCAGCAGGUUGGCUAUUAAAUCACUAGCUGCAUAAACAGCACAGAGGACACGGCCCACAGGACACACUCUAGAGGACAUGGCCCACAGGACACACUCUAGAGGACACGGCCCACAGGACACACUCUAGAGGACAUGGCCCACAGGACACACUCUAGAGGACACGGCCCACAGGACACACUCUAGAGGACACGGCCCACAGGACACACUCUAGAGGACACGGCCCACAGGACACACUCUAGAGGACACGGCCCACAGGACACACUCUAGAGGACACACUCUAGAGGACACGGCCCACAGGACACACUCUAGAGGACACAGCCCACAGGACACGGCCCACAACCAGACAAUUAGUGAUCAAACAGGCAUUUGAAAAUUGGGCAUUUGAAGACAUUGAAACAGAUAGAGCUAUAUUCUAGACAUUCAUAAAGUUGAGACUGGAAAGUGUUGAAAGGAAUAAAAUUAAACAUCUAGAACAAAGACAGUGCAAUGGAAUUGGGCAGCACCAAAGAAAGAUAUUAAUGAAUUGAAGGUGUUGCUAUAGAAACUACAAAAAAAAGAAAAGAAAAAGAAAACAAGAAAUGGAUAAAAGAGGUUUUGUUAAAGCCACAAAGAAAACAGUCUGGUGAUGUAGAAGCCGACAGAGUAGGAGAGAGUCACUCCUGGCAGGGCAUCUGAUAAGGGGUUCAUACUCCAAAAAAUAAAGAGCCAAUAAGACAGGCGACCCAAGUAAAAAUGGGCAUGCAUCCUAAUGGAGAAUUCUCAAAAGAAAAAAUAAGAAUGCCUAGGAAAUACCUUAAUAGUGUUCAAUAAACAUAGCAAUUAGGAAAAUGCAAAUUAAAACUACAUUUCAUCUUACUCCAGCCGGAAUAGCUGUGAUUAAAAAACAACCAAUGACAAAUGGGGCAGAUGAUGUGGGAAGAGGGCUCCCUCGAUGUUGGCAGGAUCAGAAGCUAGUCCAGGCACUCUGGACAUGCAUGUGAAGGAUGCUCAGUGAGCUAACAGUAAUGUCCCGUGUGGCCCAGCUAUGCCACUCCUUGGCAUAUUAUCUAAAGGACUGCCACACCUACUCCCCUUGCUCAGCCAUCUUCAUUGCUGUUCCAGUCACCAUAGCCAAGAAGCAGAAUCUACCUGAGUGUCGUCAGCAGGUACAUGGGUAAAGACAGUGUGGUGCAUAUAUGCAAUAGAACUCUAAAAUGAAAUUGUGAAAUUUGAAGCUAGAACUAGAAAACAUUAUAUUGAGUGAGGUGACGCAGCCUCCAGAAAAUAAACACGGCAUACUCUCUCUCAUUUGUGGUAUCUGGUUCCAAAUCCUUAGAUAAGAACAUCGCCUGGAGUAACCACAGAGACCAGGAACCUAGGAGAUCGGGUUGGGGAGAGGAGCGCUGGGGGUGGGGGGGGGGGAGAUUAGCAGGACGCAGUGCUAUAAAAGGGGAAAUGGGAAACCAACAGUGGGGUGCUAGCCAGGGGUAAGGAAGGGAAGAGGAAUAAAUUACAAUAAGGUCGAAGUAGUCAUAGGGACAAAGCAUUUUAUAAGCUUGCUUCAAAAUAUAUAUUAGAGACAUAUGUGCACAUACAUGUGUAUAUACAUAUACAUGAAUGUAUAUGUAAAAUGAAGUAAUGCCACUUGAAAUGACAAUGAGCAUAGACUAACAGAAUCCCUACCACCAGGUAUGGAAAACCUCCUUUUAAGUUGCUGGUCAGAAAACAGCCCUUGGUCAGAAGGGUUCGGAAACUCCUAAAUCUGUAGAAGCUGUUGCCAUUGCCCCGAUUGCCCCACAGAACGUGACCACAGACACAGGACUCAGAGGACCCAACUGUGAGCAGUACUGGAAGCCUCCUCCCUGGGAACUAGCUCUCAUAGUAUGGGAAGGUGCUGUGCAAGCCGCCAAGGGAGAAAAGCAAUCAGUGGUCCUCCCUAGCUUAGCUAUAAAUCCUGUGAACCAUAGCUUGGGAAGGACCCCCAGCCAUCUAACUGAACUCAGGGCCUGCUCAGAGGGAGGGAAUCAGGCCUGGUACUGUAAACCCAGCCAGUAGCUAAUGUGGUCUUAGAGGACUGCCACUUUCCUAAAGCAGGGUGAUUUCCUACUCCAUCUAAGUCCUUGUCUUUAUCUGCACAUGUAACGCUCACCCACCACCAAAGACACUUGCAUUAUAGCAGAUGGAGACCAUUACAGGCAUUUGCAACAGAUGGAAACAGUGACUGGUGUUGGGGUGCUGAACCCCAAGCUCAGGGAACACUGCUGAAGACAGAGUGGAAAGAUCCUUAGAGCCAGAGGAUAAGGAUACCUGCUGCUGGAGAGUGUCUCAUCUACACAACAGGGAGGCCGAAGCUAUGAAUCUCAGCAUUGUGACUGCCCACACAAACAUACACAAUGACAGUGUCCGCUGACAAGGCCCCACCCCUGUAAAGAGUUACAGGAAAUUAAUGGCUGCUAAGAAAAAUCUCCAGGGAUAAGGACCCUGAUAGGUUAUCCAAUCUCAUUUGGUCAACUACUAAAUGGAGAUCUCUCGAUCUCUCUCUCUCUCUCUCUCUCUCUCUCUCUCUCUCUCUCUCUCUCUCUCUCUCUCUCUCUCCCUCCUCUCUCUCGUGUGUGUGUGUGUGUGUGUGUGUGUAAAUUAAAGAGGAAGCAGUGAAAUUUGAGAGGAAGCAUGAACAGGAGAAAGAAUAGGGAGGGGUGAAAAGUAUGUAAAAUGAUGUAAGUACAGUAUUCGCCCACAAAAUUCUCCAAAACGUAAAAUUAUAAAAUUAAACAGAGCAUCAGUGAGCAAUUGAACCAGCUUAAAUAACCCAAUAUAUGUAUAAUUCAAACUCUUGAAGGGCAAAGAGGUGGGAAAGAAAUAUAAUGUAAAGAAAGAUGACCAAAGUUGCUCUAAAUUUGGUGAAACUUACACAUUCAUACCUUAAAAGCAGUUGGUGGGUUCUAAAACAGAAGCGCACUUUAAAAAAAAAAAACUACAGCAAGGCAAAUCAUAACCAAAUUGCUCAAAAUCGAUGAUGAAUGAAAUCUUAAACAUAGAGAAGUGAUGUUGGGAGCAGUGAAGUAAGUAGUAGGUAUUUUGUCGAGAGGCUACUCGAGAGGGCUGGGAGAAGGCAGAAGAGCACUCAUCAAUCUCGGUUUCUACGUCCAGCAACAAUUAUCUUAGAAAGUGAAAACGAAGUAAAGAAAGCCAUUCAGAUGCAGUGACACUUACACAUAUUAUCAGGGAGAGUGCCACACAAUGAGAAUUGUUCAAAGCUUGUUUAAAAUUAAAAAAUAAAAAAGGUCCACUUUGCAAAGUAAAGCACCCAAAGUGUGAAGUCCAUAAAUUAAAGCACAAGGGCUUUUCCUAGCACUUAUGUCUCUCAAGUACAACUGAGAGUUUAAACAUGAUCAAAAUAAUAUGGUUAUAGGAUUUAAGCUUAUAUAAAAUUAAAAUCUAUACUAGACAAAACGACAAAAGCCAGGGAGAGCAAGGGGAGCGCUGUACGCUAUAGGCUCUUCUGUUGUCUUGGAAAGAGGCCGUGACAUAGGCAAGCAGCCAUGGCACACGGAAGCAGCGUUACCGUAAAGGAGGUGACCCAGUCCAAAGAAAGGUAGAAGUAGCAGAAGGAAGAGAGAAUGCAUGGGUAAAAGAGGAAAAGUACAGUACAGGGAGCGAUGGCUUAAUCCUACGAAUCAGCACAUUAAACAUCCGUGGUCUAAGUAGACUCAAAUAGAGCUAGGGUUGGGAUCUCAGAUUUUAUUAAAAGCAAGCAAACAAAAUCAGUACCAACUCGUGGUGUGAACGAGAGACAUGCUUUCCUACCUUAAAAUCACAGUCCGUACUGAAUGGAGAAGGCAGGAUCUACAUGUAUGGCCACAUGUGUCAUGGACGCUACAUGGACGCUACAUAGCUACAACUGCCUGCAGCUUCUCCAGGGCACACGGUGCACACAUGUGGCAAUACUGCUCUCACACAGACGGUGGCCUCACUGUAAUUACCUCCGUGGUCCCUAGUUUAUAAAGAAGAAAAUGAGAUUCAGAAGUGUUUGGUGACUGGUGGAAGGAAGUUGCCAAAGACUGAGAUUCGGAUCUGUCCAUCCUGGCUCCCUCCUCCCAUUUCCUCUGAGAGUGGAGACCGAAGCGAGAAGAAUCACUCCAUUUGCACUCUGAGGGAGGCUCACAUCGGGCAGCUCCAAUAUUUUGCUUUGCUUCACGUUUCAGGAGAGAACCAAGGGUAUUGAUUUGGAAAUUAUUAAGUCAAUCAUAGCCAGGACAACAUGCAAAUAUAGAUUCUGUCAGUAAUGAGACUGAAAUGCACUGUGCUGAUAAUAUUAAUCAAAAGAAAAUUAAUGUCCUAAUGUCCAACAGGAGAAUGUAAAGCCAUGAAUCGCUGGGGAUGGGGGUGACUACAAAGUAGCCAGGAGCCCAUUAACAUGUCGUAACAAUUCUAAAUAUUAAUGCACCAAAUCAUAAAGCUUCAAAAAUACAUAAGCAACAAUAGAUAAAGCUGCUGAAAUAGAGAAACCACGAAGGUAAGAUUGCAGUCUCACUGUUGGUAACAGUAUAGGUUAUUAGUACAAUCAUAACCACUUGAUUUAAUUAGCAUUUAGGGUAUACCCUACCCAUCAACAUCAAAAUACACAUUGUUUUUCAACUGUACACACAACGUUUUCAUGCAAACUCCUAGUCCGGGCCAUAAAUGUAAAUCUCAGUCUGUGUAAAGGGACUUGACAGACUACAUUCCCCACCACAGUAGAGAUGAAUUGGAAAUCAGUGUCACAGAUAAUUGUUUGAAAACAUAAUAAUAUACUUCAAAACAAUCAGUGGAUCAAAGAAGAAAUAAGGAUUGGAAACAUUUUGAGAUGACUGGAGAACACAACAUAUCGAGAUCUGAGGAAUUCAGCCGAUGCGGUCUUUGAGAAGGAAUUUACAGCAUCUUCACUGUAUCAAGUUAUAGCCUUAGGCUAAAUGGAGUGAUGAGCACAGGGGAGUGAAGCAGAGAAGUGGUGGGAGAAUUAACUAAGCUAGGCAAGACUUGUCUUUGUUUGCCAUUGCUGUGAUGAGACACCGUGGCCAAGGCAACUCUUACAAAGCCGAACGUUUAGUUGGGGCUGGCUUACAGUCUCGGAGGUUCAGUCCAUUAUCAUCAUGGCGGGAAGCAUGGCAGUGCGCAGGCAGACGUGGUGCUGGAGAAGAACCUGAGAAUUCUACAUCUUAGCUGAAGGCAGCCAGGAGGAGACUCUCUUCUGCACUGGGGCAAAGCCUGAGUUCUAGGAGGCCUCAAAGCCCACCUACACAGUGACACACUUCCUCCAGCAAGGCCAUACCUCCUAACAGUGCCACUCCCAUAGACCAAGCAUAUUGAAACUACCACAGGGGCCCUUUGAGAAGAUAAUAAUCAAACUGAUAAACCUCUGGCCACCUGAACUAAGUAAAAGGGGAAAAAAUGAAAGUCAACAUCACCAGAGAUUUUUUAAAAAGUAGUAUUUUAGAAUCUAUCUGAUAAUUAUUGUAAAAGCUUUAUGUGAAUAAGUUCAAUCAAUAGAAUGGACAUAUUCAAAUAGCCCAUAAAGAUAUAAAUCAUCGAGGUAUUCAACAAGAAAUAACCUGAGUAGGCCUAUAGUUACAAAAGAAACUGAGUUUCUAGUUUAAAAACACCCACAAAGAAAGUUCUGGGGAUACGUUAGUUCAUUGGUAGAUUAUUCAAAAUAGUCAAGGAAGACACUAUGUUUACAUUUAAAUACAAAACAAUGGGGCAUUAAUAAAACAAUUUCUGGACUUUGUUAAAAAAUUGAUAGAGGGGAAAAUAUUUCGCAUCUCUUUCCAUAAAAUUAAUCCAAUAUUAAUAAAAAUUUAUAAGACAAUAAAAUCACAAACCAUAUUGAAUUUGGCAAUGAAUGAGAAGGUAGUGUCCCACAUGUGGGUAUCCCAGGAGUGCACAAUAACCUGAAACAGCCUAUGCACUUCAUCUUGGUAAUGGACAAGUGUGAUUGUCUCAGACAAAGAGCAUUUCUCACAACCCAGUGUCUACUUCCUAUUUAAAGAACACUGGAGAAAGAGGGAGAGCCGUGAGCUUGUUUGAUGAAAGUUCUCUGUGAGAACCCAGAUGUCCUUCCUCACACUUGAUGGUGAGAGAGGAGGCUUUCCUCAGGUCAGGAGGAAGACCCUCGCUGGGGUGGAGUGGGAAGGUGACGAGACUGGGAAGGUUUCAGACGUAAAGAUCUUAUAUAUGGAAAGCCCUACGGAACACACACGCAUGCGUGCACGCAUGCACACACGCACCAACUCAAAAAUUAGUUCAGCAUUGCAAAGCUACAAAAGCAGCAUACAAAGAAAGUUGUAUUUCUGUAUUUGUAUGGCCAGGUCUCCAGAGCUGUGGACCCAACUAGUAAUGGAUCAAAACUAUUUGAGGGAAAAACAUCUGGACUGAACAUGUAUAGACUCCAUUACUCCUGGUUAGUCUCAUUAGAUUCUGUCAGCUGACCAGGACCAGCCCAUUCUCUCUGGCUACCAUACUUUGUCCCUCCCUACUCUAAACUCUGAUUGUAAAGAACUCGCCCUGCUGUCCCUAGGCAAUCUUAAACUACUUCAGACCCA